AAACAAAAGUCUCAGAAGAAUCAAAGAGAUAUCUCUGAAGAUUUUCAAGAAGUAGAAUUGGAACCAAAGUUUCUACGACAUGUCUUUCGGAUUUCCUACUUUUCAUCCAACUAGGUAAGCCUUUCAAAAUUGUAAGUUUCCUUCGCUGCAAGUAAUUGAGUUAUCAGUAUCUAGGAGUAAUUUUGUUUCCACAUCGUUUUUUAGGGUCUAACACAGCUUUUUUUGGUAUACAGUAUAAUGGACUCUCUGAAAUUGGUUAAACGGAUACAGUGUUUUCUUUAGGUUUGGAUAUGUUGAAAACAAAUUAGUGGGUUAUUUUGGUUUAUAACCGAUCAAGGUAAAACGAAGAAUUAGAAGGGAGAGACGGCGAGGGGGGGGGAGUAUGGCGCGGAAAAUGCAGCGAAGUGCACUAGUGUUCUUCCCUGGUUUGGCCUCAAUCCAGCUUUUCAGUGCACAGCUGUUUUAUAGAAAGCUAAUGACAUUCCUCCUUGCAAAUUACUUUUCCAAAAAUUACUAUCCGAAAAAAAGACCACUAGAGAAUACCGACCUGCCAGACAAGUAACACCCCGAACCGCUCUGAUUAGCUUACUUUUUCUUAUGACCUUAUCCACACUUGACUGUUUGUACGUUUGUUCUGUUUGUUCCACGUUAUGCGCAUAUCUUUUGGUUAGUUCAUUGACAUCUUUGAGGGCCACAAGUUUUCAGUUUUUAACUGGCUGUCGUCACGCUCUGUAACGAAAGUUGAUUAUGAUCAGAGAUCAUGAUAUUAAUUAUGGUUAUGAUUAUGAUUCGGUCCUAGAAACCCUUACCUUAGCUUACACUAAAAACCUUGCAACUUCGCCCAAUUUCUGUCGCUAGGGUCAGGGAAAUAAGAUCAGCCUGAUGAGCUCAGUUAGGCGAUUUAGGAACUGGAUGCGCGAUAAGCCUGAAUAUCCUCACAGCAGAGUGCCUUAAAGCUUCCUAUUCUUUCUCUUCUUUAUUUCAGACAUUUUCCGGUCCUACUUUAUUCGUUAAUGCUUAAAGCAAAACAAAUUUAACAUUACAUAUGUAUCAUCACCACUGAUUUGCAAACGCGACAAACCCAAUGUUCUGUUCUGCCAGCGUCAGACAGACAGGCGUUUAAAUUCGGCAAUUCAAAAUUUCACGGAAACAUUUUGAUUUACCCUGUAAACAAAAUCCGACUUGCAAAUUGUUAAGACAACUGAAAUGUUUUGGUCCAGUUAGUCUCGCCAACUUCAGGCAAAAUAACAAUUUUCUUUUGUUUUAAUUUCAGCUACAACAGCUUCUUCAAUCAAGUUGUCCCAGGUUAUGGGUUUUUGCAAGAUUUAUGGAGGGACACAGCUCUCUUCUGCGAGGAACAGGCUCGGCAGAAGAAACUAACGAAGACAUAUUCGGGCUGGCAUGGUUUUUAAUCAUCAUACAAACAUGUUCCAAUGCGUCAAGUACCGAUUAAAAGAAAUAUUUUACACUUUAGUUAAAAUGUAUAUCAGAUC
Porites lobata is the source of this 1493-nucleotide messenger RNA. The record is from the annotation of a GenBank genome assembly. NCBI's taxonomy places the organism in Eukaryota, Metazoa, Cnidaria, Anthozoa, Scleractinia, Poritidae.